Molecule: messenger RNA, 450 nt
Organism: Cornus florida
Lineage: Eukaryota; Viridiplantae; Streptophyta; Magnoliopsida; Cornales; Cornaceae
Exons: 1
Coding region: 1-450 (149 amino acids)
Source: RefSeq, a predicted model, not a curated record
AUGUCACCGUCACCACCACUGCUUUCCAUCACCACCACUUACACCACCGCCCACCGUCACCACCUUCCACCAACACAUCCACUGUCUUCCACCAUCGCCAUUGCCACUACUUCCACCUUCCACCACCAACACCACCACCUCUACCACCUUUUACUAUCGUUAUUGCCACUGCUACCACUUACACGUACCACUGUCACCUUUCAUCACCACCGCCUUCCACCUACCGCUAUCGUUACUACCACAAGUUACACCAUUGCCACCUUCGACCACCACCACCACUACCGGCUUCCACCACGACCACGGUCUUCCACCACCACCUCCACUGCCUUCCACCAUCGCUAUCGCCAAUGGCUUCCUCCUCCAUUACCACCGCCACCUUCCACCACCAGCACCUAUACCACUUCCAACACCAUUGUCCCCACCAUCCACCAUCGCUACCAUUUCUUUUAA